This is a messenger RNA of Naegleria lovaniensis, 705 nucleotides long. RefSeq lists its product as uncharacterized. Lineage: Eukaryota; Heterolobosea; Eutetramitea; Acrasida; Naegleriidae. The record is from RefSeq and is a predicted model, not a curated record. Bases 1 to 705 code for a protein of 234 amino acids. The transcript is spliced from 2 exons. Gene Ontology annotation, molecular function: hydrolase activity.
AUGGCUUCCACACAAGUUGAAUUCCCUUCCGAGAAUCCUCUCGGUUCUUGCCCAGGCUUUGUAAGCAAGCCUUUAUCAGGAACACCCACAACGAUGGGAGUUAUUAUUCUUCAGGAAUGGUGGGGAGUGAAUGAACAAAUUAAAAACAAGGGAAUUAAAAUUGCCAAUGAUCUCAAUGCAACAACAAUCGUUCCUGAUUUAUAUAGAGGAAAAGUUGCUAUUGAUCGGGAACAAGCUGGUCAUUUGAUGACUGGUUUGAAUUGGUCUGGUGCUAUUCAAGAUAUUUUGGGAUCAGCCAAAUAUUUGAGAAAUGAAAUGGGAUGUAAGAAGGUUGGAGUAGUUGGAUUCUGUAUGGGAGGUGCAUUGACAUUGGCUGCAGCAAGUACACAAGACGGAAGUGAAUCAUCACUCAUCAAUGCUGCAUCUUGUUUUUAUGGAAUUCCCCAAAUGGAUGUUUCGAAAAUUAAAAUUCCAGUGAUUGCUCACUUUGGCGAGUUGGAUGACGCGAUUGGAUUUUCUGACAUUGAGUCAGCCAAGAAAUUGCAAAACAGUUGGACAGAAAAUGGCGUGAAUGGAAAAGUGUAUUUAUACCCAGGGGUUGGUCAUGCUUUCACUAAUGACAAACGUCCAGAAGCUUAUAAUGAGGAGGCUUGUACAUUGGCCUUGCAAAGAACGUGUGACUUUUUUAGACAAUAUUUGCAAUAA